This is a messenger RNA of Anopheles coustani, 559 nucleotides long. RefSeq names its product U6 snRNA-associated Sm-like protein LSm1 (gene LSm1). Bases 93 to 497 code for a protein of 134 amino acids. The record is from RefSeq and is a predicted model, not a curated record. Gene Ontology annotation, cellular component: Lsm1-7-Pat1 complex; P-body. Gene Ontology annotation, biological process: deadenylation-dependent decapping of nuclear-transcribed mRNA. Gene Ontology annotation, molecular function: RNA cap binding. NCBI's taxonomy places the organism in Eukaryota, Metazoa, Arthropoda, Insecta, Diptera, Culicidae. The transcript is spliced from 3 exons.
UCCCGGCUCGGCAAUCGAUUCAUUGUGUAUAGUGUUUUCCAACAAUUAACUAUUGUAUUUAAUACUUUAAUAUACGUAUACAAGCUCAAACAAUGGAUAAUCCACUAUUCGGAACCGCUCACAUGCUUGAUGAAGUGGACAAAAAACUCAUGGUACUUCUUCACGACGGGCGAACACUGAUCGGAUACCUGCGAAGUGUGGAUCAGUUUGCCAACCUGGUGCUGCACCGUACGAUCGAGCGGAUACACGUUGGCAACGAGUAUGGCGAUAUCCAGCGUGGUGUUUUCAUCAUCCGUGGGGAGAAUGUUGUGCUGCUAGGGGAAAUCGAUCGCGAGAAGGAAAGCAGCCUCCCGUUGAGAGAAAUCUCGGUCGAUGAUAUCCUGGAUGCACAGCGUCGGGAGCAGGAGGCCCGGCAGGAAAAGCAUCGACUGGUUGCCAAGGCGCUGAAAGAGCGAGGACUUAACAUGAAUUCCGAGAUGGCCCAGGACGAGUUUUAGUGAUGUUUUACGAAGAAGAAAUACAUGUCAAACUUUUUUUCUAAUUUUUUAAGUACCAACAA